GCACUUGUGGAAUAUACGCGAAGCACAGCGAGAGAGAGCAAAAGACACAAAGAGAGCGAAAGAAAGAGUGAUAAAAGCGCGUUCGAUAACACACAACAAGGAUACAACACGUAUCGAUCGAUAAACUUAUCGCUGUUCAUUAUUUUUUUUAUCGUUUUCUUUUUGUUUACGUGCAACAACAACAAAGAUGCAGUUCGCUCUAUUGCGUGCGCUCUUUGGCUGCGCCUUUCUGGUCAGCCUCUUGAGCUGCUCUUUGGCCAAGCAAGUGCAACAAUCUCAACAGCAGCAGUCGCAGGGCGCUAAACUGAAGCGUGAUGCAGCUCUCAGCUUUGGCAGUGGCAGCGGACUCUAUCACGGACCCUCGCACAAAUAUUUGCCACCUCCCGCUGGCUACGAGAGCACCUACGGAUCGCUGCAUGGCAACGGAUUGGCAUCGAGCAGCGGCUUUGACUUUGCCAGUCUGCUCGACAGCGACAACACGCAUCACUUCCAUCAUUAUCAUCAGCAGUCACCUCAGUCGCAAUCGCAUCAUCAAUCCUCAUCUUAUCAUCAUGCACCUGCUGGACAUCGUCCGAUUUAUUUGAGUUCCUCUGGCUCCAACUAUCAUCAUCAUCAGCAGCAGCGACCACAUCAGGCACCCAAAGUGGAGACGUACAUUGUGCAGACAAGUCAUGCGCCUGGUCCACAACAUCAUCAUCAGCAAGGUCAUGGCUUGGGAUACAAGUACUCCGGACAUGGCAGCAACUUCUUGAGUUUGCUGAGUGGAAAUGGAGGCCACAAACAAAGUGGAGGCAGCACUUAUUUGCUGGCCACGCGUCCAAGUCUGAGCUUUGCACCCAGUUUGAGUCACGGUCUGGAGAAUGAGCAGGAACACACCGCUGGCUACAGCUAUGAAGCUCCCAGCGUUCAACACUUUAAGCAGCAACCUCUGACCAGCUACGGCGUUCCUUUGUUGCCCGGUUACGAGGCGGAUGAUGAGCAACAAUCUCAUCAGGAACAUGCUCAGAGCUCAGCACACAAAUCCCAGCUGGAUCAACAUCAGCCACCUGCGUAUGCUUUGGGCCACAAGGGACUCGGUCACUUUAGCUACACCUCAAGCAAGCCGCUCGCCUUGAACACCGACAUUCAUCAGCAUCAUCAUCAACAACAGCAGCAGCAACAUCAGCCAGAACACAACGAACUCGCUCCCUUUAAGCCAAGUGCUUUCCUUGGCGCCAAACACGAAUCGAGCAACGCCUUUGACUUUGCCACGCCCACCAGCCAAUACUUGCAACCGCCCACGGGCGGAGCUUCCGCCUCGGGCUACGAUUAUGCGGCGCCAAGUGUGCUUUAUGGCGCCCCAGGACAAUCGGGCGACUCGGCCACGCCCAUCUUUGAACCGGAGUCCACUUAUCUGCCGCCUGUCACCAGCUAUGGCGCCCCCUUGGCCACGCCCACACACAGCUAUCACUAAAUUAUUUCCCUGCAUUUUGUUGUAUUAAGUUAUAUCGAUUUUUCAUCUAUUUUUUUUUUGUCUAUGUAACUAAUUUUAAGUGGAAAUUCUGCAUAAUAAAAAGCACUAAAUUCUAA
This is a messenger RNA of Drosophila albomicans, 1569 nucleotides long. RefSeq names its product histidine-rich glycoprotein. The record is from RefSeq and is a predicted model, not a curated record. The transcript is spliced from 2 exons. NCBI's taxonomy places the organism in Eukaryota, Metazoa, Arthropoda, Insecta, Diptera, Drosophilidae. Bases 188 to 1453 code for a protein of 421 amino acids.